Yarrowia lipolytica CLIB122 is the source of this 1623-nucleotide messenger RNA. RefSeq lists its product as uncharacterized. Lineage: Eukaryota; Fungi; Ascomycota; Dipodascomycetes; Dipodascales. The record is from RefSeq and is a predicted model, not a curated record. Gene Ontology annotation, molecular function: chromatin DNA binding. Gene Ontology annotation, cellular component: RSC-type complex; nucleus.
AUGUCGGACCCAGUAUCCAAGGUAGUGCCUGUUGCGGCGGAGACAACCGCGGAGACGGAACCCAAGCCGAUCGACACAAAGCCAAGUGACACAGACACAACAGACACAAAGCAAAGUGACUCAGACACAAAGCCAGACACAACCACCGCCGACCAUGCCAACACAUCCACCUCAGCCAAAGUGGAGGAGGAUAUCGAGAUGACUGACGCCACUGAUGCUGCGGCUGGUGCUACGGCUGCUACUAACGACACUGGUGAUGAUGCUCCGGGUGAUGACGCCACCAACAUCAACCCCGCAGACAUUGGCGACGAUCCCAACGACCCCGAUGUGGACGAGGAUGCGCUGCACGAGGACGACGAGGACGACAAGCUGCCGCAGCCCAAACCAAAGUCCAAGGAGAGCAGCGCAGCCUUGGAUGGCGACGAGGAGACCAAACCGGCCACUCCAGCACCUCGAAAGCGAGGCCGGCCCCCGGGAUCUAAAAACAAGGCCACACUCGUGCGGGAGAGCGAAAUGGAGGAGGACGAGGAGGCUCUCAAGCUGACGUCGUUUUCCGCCGUUGGAGGAUUCGGACCUGGAGGCGCUGGAGGAGCAAUGCGGUCUGGAUCAGCCCGAUGGGCCGCCCGAGGCCGAGGCUCGCGAGGAGGAACGUCCCAUCUCGUCAUGGUACCGCGGGAUGAAAACGGAAACCCCUACCCCGUGGAGGAUGAUGAGCUGCUGCUCCCCGAAGAUCCUGCCGGCGAGGUUAAGGUCAACAAGCUGGGAGAGCUGCAGGGAGGACGAGAGUACCGAGUGCGAACAUUCACGGUGCUGGGACGAGGCCGACGACUGUACAUGUUGUCGACCGAGCCUGCUCGAUGUAUGGGUUUCCGAGACUCGUAUUUGCUGUUCCAAAAACACCGGCGUCUGCACAAGGUGAUUGCUGAUGAAGGCGAGAAGUUUGAUCUAAUUGAGCGAGACAUCAUCCCCCACUCCUACAAGGGCCGGUCCAUUGGUAUUGUGACUGCCCGGUCUGUGUUCCGAGAGUUUGGAGCCAAGAUUGUGCUUGGAGGAAAGAAGAUUAUCGACGACUACUACGUACAGGAGGCCGUUGACGCUGGCAGUGUGGAGGGUGAGAUUGCGGACCCCGAUGAUCCGUUCAACCAGGGCCGAGAGCACUCAAAGGACCAUUACGUAGCGUGGCUCGGUGGCGCUGGAGGUCUCGGAGCAGCAUCUGUGCCUGUUGUGCCCAUUAUGCCUCCGCCCAUCACGCAGGCGCCUCCCAAGCGUCGGAAGGCGAUUGGAGCCCAGCUGUCGCCACACUGGAUGUAUGACCACGCUCUAGCCGCUUCGCGUUUCAACUCGUCGUUGCUGGAGGAGCGACGCGAGGCUGACCCCAAGGGCUACAUUGUGGAGCCUCUGACGGGCGUGCGGUUUGUGCCUCAGCUGACGCAGCCGUCGGUGUCUGAGUGGUUCAAGGUUGGUCAAGGCAAGAAAACGGUUGUGACCGAGGAAAUGCAGUUCAGUCCGGUGACGAGGACGGGGCUGCAGGUUUCGUUUGAUUUGAACGAUAUCGAUAUUGACGAGAAUAUCAAGGAGGCCAUUCUGGAUCAGUUGGAGGUUGAGGGAACCACUAAUUUGUAG